Messenger RNA from Mucor velutinosus, 429 nucleotides. RefSeq names its product protein transport protein bos1 (gene BOS1). Bases 1 to 429 code for a protein of 142 amino acids. The record is from RefSeq and is a predicted model, not a curated record. Lineage: Eukaryota; Fungi; Mucoromycota; Mucoromycetes; Mucorales; Mucoraceae. The transcript has 3 exons.
AUGUCAGAUAAUAAAGUACUUCCUCCUCCCAAUCAAGACCUUGAAUCCUUGUGCUAUUUAGAGACCAUGUUUGCCGAGCAUGGAUUUGAUGAUGGAUUUAGAGAUGGCGAGCAAUCUGGAGAAUUGGAAGGUCGCAUUUUCGGCUGCGAAAAGGCAUUUGAUCUGGGCAAGGAAAUUGGAUUCUAUUCUGGAUGUGUUGAUAUGUGGACCCAAUUGGCAGCACAACAUCCUGACACUGUGCCUCAAAAAGCCAUGAAACAAAUUGAAGGCCUCAAGAAGCUGGUUGAUGAAUUUCCUACGUUCAAUGACCACGAUGCUGAUUUGUUUGCAUUGAAGGAUAAAAUGAAGAACAAGCUUCGAGUCAUCAGCUCUUUGUUGGGUGUCAAUCAAAAGUACACCAUGACAGAGAAGCCCAAAAUGACCUACUAA